Messenger RNA from Eutrema salsugineum, 635 nucleotides. Its product is annotated as 40S ribosomal protein S23. NCBI's taxonomy places the organism in Eukaryota, Viridiplantae, Streptophyta, Magnoliopsida, Brassicales, Brassicaceae. The coding region runs from base 91 to 519 and encodes 142 amino acids. The transcript has 4 exons. Gene Ontology annotation, molecular function: structural constituent of ribosome. Gene Ontology annotation, cellular component: cytosolic small ribosomal subunit; ribosome. The record is from RefSeq and is a predicted model, not a curated record. Gene Ontology annotation, biological process: translation.
AGGGUUUUCGCAGCCGCUUCUUGAAACGAUCUCAUCUUUGCUUGCUGCAAAUUCCUCUUUGCUGUUAAUCUUUCUCCUCCUUCGACAAACAUGGGUAAGCCAAGGGGUAUGGGAGCUGCACGCAAGCUCAAAAAGAAUCGGACUAAGCAGAGGUGGGCAGACAAGGGUUACAAGAAGUCUCACCAAGGAAAUGAAUGGAAUAAGCCUUUUGCUACAUCUUCUCACGCAAAAGGAAUCGUCCUUGAAAAAACAGGAAUUGAGGCUAAGCAGCCUAACUCUGCUAUCCGUAAGUGUGCUAGAGUACAGCUUAUCAAGAAUGGAAAGAAGAUUGCUGCUUUUGUCCCCAACGAUGGUUGUUUGAACCACAUUGAGGAAAAUGACGAGGUCUUGGUUGCUGGAUUUGGUCGUAAGGGUCAUGCUGUGGGAGAUAUUCCCGGAGUUAGGUUCAAGGUCGUUAAGGUUUCUGGUGUUUCCCUCUCUGCUCUCUUCAGGGAAAAGAAGGAGAAGCCAAGGUCUUAAACAAAGGUUCUAGCUAAGUUUUUGAAGUUUGAUUUUGAUGGCAUGAAGCACUUUUCGUUUAUUCAGUUAAAAAAGAACUCUUGUGUUCUGUUCUACUUUACGAUUCAAUAACUUGA